UGAAGAUAAAAGUUGUAAAACAUUUGUAAAUAAACCAUUUAUUCAUGUUGCGGCCAUCAUUGGGCGUCUCCCACACCAUGUUAGGAUUUAGUUUGCUCUUGGGUGCUCUAUUUGUGCUGACCCUCAGUGGACUGACCCCACACGUCUGGGGUCACCUGACCCCAGACGACCCCUUCACACCAGGACCGUACAGUGUAAGCAGUUACAAGGUGGAUCCCCGGACAGACAAGUCCCCUCUUCAAACCACUGUAUACACCCCAGUGGCCAAGGGUACGUAUAACCCCAUUGUGUUCGUGGGUGGGAUGUAUGGCUAUGUGGGCUCGUCCUUCUACUCAGACCUGCUGACUGAAAUAGCCACUCAUGGCCAAAUCGUGUAUGGGAUGGACGCUCUCCCGCUUGACCCCAAAGGUCAACUUGCAUCUGGCAACGGUCCAUGGAAGGAUGGUGUACAGGGUAGAAGGACCAGCCUUUCUGCUAAAUACGAGGAAUACAUGCAACAAUUGCUGUGGCUGCAGCAACAUGCAAGCAACAGGACCAGUGCCGUCCCCGACUGGUCACAGAUGUCCCUGAUGUGUCAUUCGGCCGGAUGUGACGACACACUUCUCAUGAUCAACGCCAGCCGGUCUUUGUUUAAGGCCUCCGUCUAUUUGGAUCCCGUCAGCCCACACGCACUCUUGAUGCAGCCGUUCCCGUCCAAGGUCGCGACCUUGACCUACAUGGCUCAGCUGUCGGAGGAGAAGCCCGACUGCUGCAUCCCGGGCAUGGGCUGGAAGAAGAUCUAUGACCUCAUGACCUGUGUCAAGGUCAGGAUGGAGGUCAAAGACUUCGGUCACUGUGACGUGCUGGACCACUUACCCUGGGAAGGUUGCCAUUUGUCCAAGAUUUGUAAGACAACCAACGACACCAGACUAGCAGACUACAGACACCAGACAUCAGGUGUUGUGACGUCAUUCAUACAGUGGACCGUCCUGGGCAACAAGGACAUGGCUCGUUACGUCACCAACCCCUCAGCCAUGCCACUUCCGUUGGUAGACCUGGCUUUCAACACCACCUGUGUGUUUUAGUCGCCUGCUCUAAAGAUUUUUUUCAA
Molecule: messenger RNA, 1090 nt
Organism: Physella acuta
Lineage: Eukaryota; Metazoa; Mollusca; Gastropoda; Physidae
Source: RefSeq, a predicted model, not a curated record